UAAGUUUAGUUUUUUCAGUUUUAUAUGUUUAUAAAUUAAAAUUCACGAGCUACUGCACUUUAGUGCCAUGUACAGCGCUACCUAAGGUUCCAACAAUAAAAGGAAGCUCCAUGUGCAGGCGUAACAUGCUUUGCUGCACUCGAUGUUUGUCGCUAGCUUAAUUAGUUAAGAAACAGACGAACAGAAAGUAAACAUUUCCACCACGGUGGCUGCCAGCAAACCUAAAACUUUCUCACUGGACUUCUCAUUCACACUCUAGAGUUUCUAGAGAUUGGAAAUGAGCCACCCGGAGUCCAAAGUGACCACCGUCCCGCAUGUGGUGAAGGAAGAGCUAAUGGCAUCAGGAAAAUGGGUAAAGCUGGAGGAAACCACAUAUGUCGAUCCUGCUGGAAACACUCGAACCUGGGAGACAGUAAAAAGGACAACACGGCAAACAAACACAGAAGCUGACGGUGUUGGGAUCAUUGCCCUGCUGAAACGCACGCUCCAUAAAGACUGUGUGGUGAUGGUAAAGCAGUUCCGUCCUCCUUUGGGAUGCUACACCCUGGAGUUUCCAGCAGGGUUGAUUGACAAGGGGGAAACUGCGGAGGUUGCUGCACUGAGGGAGCUGAAAGAAGAAACUGGCUACAAGGGAGAAGUAGUGGGAGUUACACCAGUGACCUGUCUGGACCCUGGUUUGUCUAAUUGCACCACGCAAACUGUCUUGGUCAACAUCAAUGGAGACGAUAUGGAAAAUAUCCACCCAACACAACAGCUCGAAUUUGUUGAUGUGAUUCUACUACCUCUUGAUGAAUUCCAGACUAAAAUAGAUGAUCUGCUGAAGAAAGAAAAAAUUAUGGUGGAUGCUAAAGUGUACGUCUUUGCCAUGGGGAUGGUGCAAGCUUUCUUUAAACCGAGGGAGCUGCCUGUCCUGAAACAGUUCUUCCACAAAGCCGUAUACCUGAAACAAGUGGCCACUUGUUAUUUCCAGCUUUUUAUGAGCUUGAUCUCAAGAUGCAGUGAUUCUGUUUUUAGUAACUGUUCAUUCCUAAUAUAGCACACUGUUUCCAGUUAAAAUGGGAGACCGUAUUUACUGUACCUCAAACUACAGUUCAUUUGUUGUUUUGAUUUUUGUUUUUUGCAUGCCAAUUUUUUUUUUUUACAAUAGGACAAAUUUGUCAAUUUGUCCUAUUGUACAGAGAGACCAUACAGAUCAGAAUGAACAUCUUGAAGUCUGAGUCUUUUGGUUUUAGUCUAAAAUCGUGUUCACAAUGGAGAGAAAUUUAGAAAAAUGUAUGCAACAUGAGUCUGGGUCAUGUGUUACUACUUACGUAGCUUAAUAAUAGUAUUAUCAAUAUGACGUUUUUUUUGUUUUUUUUUUU
This is a messenger RNA of Betta splendens (Siamese fighting fish), 1361 nucleotides long. RefSeq names its product nudix (nucleoside diphosphate linked moiety X)-type motif 5 (gene nudt5). Gene Ontology annotation, cellular component: nucleus. Lineage: Eukaryota; Metazoa; Chordata; Actinopteri; Anabantiformes; Osphronemidae. Gene Ontology annotation, biological process: nucleoside phosphate metabolic process; ribose phosphate metabolic process. The transcript is spliced from 9 exons. The record is from RefSeq and is a predicted model, not a curated record. Bases 278 to 1036 code for a protein of 252 amino acids. Gene Ontology annotation, molecular function: ADP-ribose diphosphatase activity.